AUGAACCAAGAUACGAUUAUCACCAUGGUGCCCGAAGGCUCGCACGUUCGCUCGGUCUACCUCGAUCCUUUGAACGGCGUUUGCAGCGCAGAUAUCUCAAACAAGCUGCUCAUUGAUUGCUCGACGAUAGAUACGGCGACUAGUCUGGAAGUCAAGGAACACAUCGAGAAACAUUUCCCAACCGCAUCAUUCUAUGACUCGCCAGUCAGCGGAGGUGUUGUGGGCGCUGUUAAGGGCUCAAUCGCAUUCUUCCUAGGUUGCGCAGAGUCGGAUCCGAAUAUCAAGAAGUUGACACCGCUGAUGGAAAUGAUGGGAAAGGAGGUCAUCCCAUGCGGUGGUCCUUCUUUGGGACUUGCGGCAAAGUUGUCGAACAAUUACCUCUCGGGUGUGAUUGCGAUCGCUUGCUCCGAGGCGUUCGACAUGGGCAUGCGAUCCGGCCUUGACCCGCGCACAUUGGCCAAAGUUUACGCUGCAGGGACCGCACAGAAUGCCAUUUGUGACCGAUUCUGCCCGGUUCCUCAGGUGUACCCUGAGGCGCCGUCUUCAGGCGGUUACAAGCAGGGUUUCAAGGUGCAACUGAUGCGCAAGGAUUUCGGCCUGGCAGUAGACAUGGCGAAGCGGGUGGGAUCUAAGAAUGUGCUGGGGGAGGUUGGCCUGAAGACAUACGACGGGGCCAGCAAAGACAUUAACUGUCGUGAUCUGGAUUCUCGCGUGGUGUACAGAUAUCUCGGUGGCAACGAAGACUGGUUGCCAAAGCAGAAUGGGUCGUAG
Molecule: messenger RNA, 771 nt
Organism: Didymosphaeria variabile
Lineage: Eukaryota; Fungi; Ascomycota; Dothideomycetes; Pleosporales; Didymosphaeriaceae
Exons: 2
Coding region: 1-771 (256 amino acids)
Biological process (GO): L-valine catabolic process
Cellular component (GO): mitochondrion
Molecular function (GO): 3-hydroxyisobutyrate dehydrogenase activity; NAD binding; NADP binding
Source: RefSeq, a predicted model, not a curated record